AUGAAGUUUUUAAAUUUGUCUGGGCUUGGACAAGGUGCCAUUAUACCUAAAUUUGGGAUUUUGUUUCUUUUUAUAACUUUAAUAUUAUUUUCAGAUAGUUUUACAAAAAAUAAAAAGAUUGAAUAUUUAUUAAAUGCACAAAUAGCUAGCAGAAAAAUAUGUCAUUUAUUACAAAAAAAUAUAUCAAUACUGGACAAUUUGGUUAUAUGUAAUUAUUUUUUAAGCAAUAGUUAUCUUCAAAAUGAUUGGAGUAGUUUGAAGCAGGGCGUUGAUAAGGAAAUAAGAAACAAUGGUAUGUAUGAUAUCGACGCAAACAACAAUAUAUCGAUAAGUAGGGAAUACAAUUUUAUAAAUAGAAAGAAUAUUAGUGAGCAAAAUGAAUAUUCGUUUGACAUAAAAUUCGACACCAAUAAUAAAGAAUUAACAGAAAAUGUUUUGAAAAAAACUAGGAUAUCAUUUAAACAAUUAGACAAAAAUAAUAACAAUUUUAUUAGCUUUAAUGAAUUUCACAAAAAUAUAGAAAUAUUAUCCCAAAUCCCUAAAGUGAAUAAAAAUAUUUUGAAUUAUUUAUUUAAACAAUUUGAUAUUGAUAAUGAUAAUAAAUUAAACUAUGCUGAGUUUGUAUCACUAAAUUCUUAUGAUUUUACAUUUUUAAGCAUAUAUCCGAUUUUAUUUAGUGAUAAAAAUGUAAUUUCAAAAGAUGAAAUAUUCAAUUAUUUAGAAAUAUAUUUUUAUGAAUUUUUAGAAAAUGUUAUAAGUGAUAGUAAACAUUUAUAUGCCAAAAAUUAUUUUGUUUAUCAAUGUAUAAAUAGUUUUUUUGCGUCUAGUCAAAAGAUAUGGGAUAUGAAUAAAGAUCAAAAAUUACAAAUGGAAGAAUUUGAAAACUUUCAACAUGCAUUAAUAAUGGAAAUGGAAAGUUUAACAAAUUUCUUACAUUUAGAUAUUAAUAUGGAUAAAAAAGUUGAUAUAUCUGAAUUACUUUUUUAUAUUAUCAAUGAUACAAGUACCUAUACCAAACUACAUGGCUAUAUAAAAGAGUUAGACAAAAAAUAUCCCAAUGAUGGAAACCAAAAAAAAGAGAAAAUUAUACAAUAUAUGGAAAAUAAUUUAAACAUUGAAAAAAACAUUAUUUUUCAUGUUCAACUUUUUAUGCAUGCUUUUGACCAUAAUAAUGAUAUGACACUAAAUUAUGAUGAAUAUAAAAAUCAAUUAGCAACAUUAUCAGUUUUGGAUAAAGUACCAGAUCUUAUUUAUUAUAAUUGA
This is a messenger RNA of Plasmodium vinckei vinckei, 1263 nucleotides long. RefSeq names its product apicoplast calcium binding protein 1, putative. NCBI's taxonomy places the organism in Eukaryota, Apicomplexa, Aconoidasida, Haemosporida, Plasmodiidae. Gene Ontology annotation, molecular function: calcium ion binding. The transcript has a single exon. The coding region runs from base 1 to 1263 and encodes 420 amino acids. The record is from RefSeq and is a predicted model, not a curated record.